Messenger RNA from Racocetra fulgida, 1109 nucleotides. The record is from the annotation of a GenBank genome assembly. NCBI's taxonomy places the organism in Eukaryota, Fungi, Glomeromycota, Glomeromycetes, Diversisporales, Gigasporaceae.
AUGGGAUACGGAGAAGAUAAAGGAAUUAUCCCCCUCACAUGUUGCGAGUUAUUUAAUAGAAUUAACCGUAAUCAAGAUACUAAUGUUACAUACCAAGUUCAAGUUUCUUAUAUUGAGAUUUACAACGAACGCGUUCGCGAUUUACUGAAUCCUAAGAAUAAAGAAAAUCUUAAAGUUAGAGAACAUCCUGCUCUUGGGCCAUAUGUUGAAGACUUAUCCAAGUUAAUCGUCAACUCGUUUGAAGACAUAGAAAAUUUGAUGGACGAGGGUAAUAAGGCAAGAACUGUGGCUGCAACAAACAUGAACGCAACUUCAAGUCGUUCGCAUGCCGUAUUUACAUUAUUACUAACUCAGAAACGGCACGAUGAAGAGACUAAAAUGGAUGCCGAAAAAGUUCUUGUGGAUUUAGCCGGUUCGGAACGUGCUAAUGCUACAGGUGCAACUGGACAACGUCUAAAAGAAGGUGCUAACAUUAAUAAAUCAUUAACUACUCUGGGUAAAGUCAUUGCAGCCUUGGCUCAACAGUCUAGUGGCGGUGGUGGUUCUAAAAAAGAUUCGUUCGUUCCUUAUAGAGACUCUGUCUUGACGUGGUUACUUAAAGACAGUUUGGGAGGUAACUCCAAAACAGCUAUGAUCGCCGCCAUUUCACCAGCAGACUAUGAUGAAACACUCAGUACUCUUCGUUAUGCUGAUGCCGCAAAAAAAAUCAAAAACAAGGCUGUUGUUAAUGAAGAUCCUAAUGCGAGACUCAUUCGUGAGCUUAAAGAAGAAUUACAAAUGUUACGAAGCAAAUUGGGUGUCGAACCAGGCGAAGUUUCUUAUGAUUCUGGUGUUCCUGACAGUAAACAAGUCAUCACAUUUAAAGAUCCGGAGGGUAACGUUAUUAAGAAAACAAAGGAAGAAUUAUUCGAGCAACUGCAAUCGUCAGAGAAGUUGAUGAAAGAAGUAAACGAAACUUGGCAGGAAAAGAUAAGGCGUACGGAAGAAAUUCAACUGGAACGAGAAAAAACAUUGGAAGAACUUGGAAUCAUGGUCGAAAAAAAUGCCGUUGGUGUACAUCCUCCUAAAAAGGUGCCACAUCUUGUCAAUCUCAAUGAAGAUCCUCUUAU